Messenger RNA from Panicum virgatum (switchgrass), 1710 nucleotides. RefSeq names its product UDP-glycosyltransferase 83A1-like. The record is from RefSeq and is a predicted model, not a curated record. NCBI's taxonomy places the organism in Eukaryota, Viridiplantae, Streptophyta, Magnoliopsida, Poales, Poaceae. The transcript is spliced from 2 exons. Gene Ontology annotation, molecular function: UDP-glycosyltransferase activity. The coding region runs from base 97 to 1449 and encodes 450 amino acids.
UUUGGUCUAAAAUCCUCAGGCAGCUCGUCCCCAAUCGCAGUCGCAGCGCGGCUCUUGCCUCUUGUAGGUUGUAGCCAUAGCGAAAGAGAGAGCGCCAUGGCCAAGGCUCACAUCCUCGUGCUGCCGGUGCCGGCCCAGGGCCACGUCACCCCGCUCAUGGAGCUCUCCCACCGCUUGGUCGACCACGGCUUCGAGGUCACGUUCGUCAACACCGAAACGCAUCACGCGCGGGUCGUCGGCGCGCUGCAGGCGGCGGGCGGCACGGCGGCGCUGGCCGGCAUCCACCUGGCAUCCAUCUCGGACGGGUCGGACGAUAACGACGACAGCGGCAAGAUCUUCGACUCCUACUCUCGGCACAUGCCGGGGCACCUGGAGCGGCUCAUCGCCGGAAUGGAGGCGGCCGGCAGGCCCAAGGUGAAGUGGCUUGUGUGCGACGUGUUCAUGUGGUGGCUCUUGGACGUUGCCAAAAAGUUUGGCAUCCGCGUGGCCGCAUUCUGGCCGCUGCCGGCGGCUUGCUUAGCCAUUUGUCUCAAGAUCCCCAAGUUGACAGAGGAUGGGCUCCUCAACAACAAGGGUUGGCCAGAGCGUGAUGAGACGUUCCAGCUUGCCCCCGGGAUUCCACCGCUGCACACGUCGCAGCUGCCGUGGAUGCAUCUCGGACCGGUCGUCUUCGAGAUGCACAUCCGGACCGGCAUGCUCACCGCCCACGCCGAGAUGGUGGUGUGCAACUCUUUCGGCGAGCUCGAGGCCGGCGCUUUCAAGAUCCUGCCGCCCAACGUCCUGCCCAUCGGACCCCUGACCUCAGACAGGGAGCUCCGGAAGCCCGUCGGGCAGUUCCUGCCGGAGGACACCCGGUGCCUCCAGUGGCUCGACGCCCAGCCCGACGGGUCCGUCGUGUACGUGGCGUUCGGCAGCACCGCCGUCUUCGACCCGCGCCAGUUCCGGGAGCUCGCGCUGGGGCUGGAGCUCACCGGCCGGCCGUUCCUCUGGGUGGUGCGCCCGGACUUCACCGCCGGCGACCUGAGCAAGGCGUGGUUCGACGAGUUCCAGGCCCGCGUCGCCGGCACAGGCAUGGUGGUCAGCUGGUGCCCCCAGCAGAAGGUCCUGGCGCACCGCGCGGUGACGUGCUUCGUAUCGCACUGCGGCUGGAACUCGACAAUGGAGGGUGUCAGGAACGGCGUGCCGUUCCUGUGCUGGCCUUACUUCUCCGACCAGUUCGUGAACCGGAACUACAUCACCGACGUGUGGAGGACCGGCCUGGCGGUGUCGCCCGACGCGAGCUGGGUUGUGACCAAGGAGGAGCUGAGGAGCAAGGUGGAGCAGGUCGUCGGCGACAGCGAGAUCAGGGACCGAGCGCGGCUGUUCAGGGACGCGGCUCGCCGGAGCAUCGGCGAAGGGGGAGCCUCGUACGAGAACCUGCAAAAGUUCGUGGACCUGCUGCGUGCGUGAUGAUUCACCAACAGUUAGUCCAGCAUUUCUAUACGCCUAUGCACGGGUCCUGACUGGUCAUGCAUGCAUUCACCUGCAUCAGUAGCAGUCUGAGCCAGCUGUUCUGCUUUCGUCGUUUUUACCAUGCUUUCGAUACCCCCUAGGCACAUUUUCGUUCGUUCAUUUUCUGUGUGUUCGUGUUAAACCGCUAUCAUUGUGUCAUGUUCGUGUUUAGCCUCACGGCUGGUUUUCAAUAAUGUGGAUGAGGCUUCCAUUCAGGAA